AUGCUCGUUGGGCAGCCACGACAGCUGGUAGAUAUAGAACGGGACGUGUGUUUGUUGAGGACUAACGACGUGCGAGGAAAGACUAUUCGCGCUACGUGCUGCCAGCACAAUGGACCCUCUCCUUCCCGAUUGAUCUCUCCCGGCGUACGUGUUUGCGGAUCUCCCGAUGACGGCAGGGUGUUCUGCACUGGAGGCCGAUGCCGCGGACACAACGAGCGAGCCAACAUCCUGAGGGCCGGAGAGGACCUGGUCCGGCACGUGCUCCCCAGCACCGGCCCCGAGGGGCUCGAGCCGCAGGUCCGCAGCAUCCUUGCGGCCUACCGCGGCGACAACUCCUGGGACAGCGGCCGCAUCCUCGAAGAGACGGAGGCCUUGGUGCGGCAGAGCAGAUAGCAGAGGGACAACCUCACCAUACACGUCUACACCAUCUAGGCUGUAUGGCGGGGCUCGGUCUCAGGAGUUCUUUUCUUAGGUCCCUCUAGUCUGAGGAUCCGAGGGGCUGGGUCGACCCUUGUCAGGUUCAACUCCACUCCUCUCUCGCAAAUCUCAUCUAGUCUUUUUUUUUUUUAUAAACUACUAUAUUCAUUUUUCAAAGACUUUAAUAAACGAUGAUAUGAUCAAAUUCUGGUUCUUAACUUAUGGAUGUAAUUACAAUAUUAUUCCAUAGCUUUAUGACAUUGCUAACCUCAAAAGGUUAAGUAUGUAUUGUUGGCAAUUGCCUGGUAUUACCUCGAGUAUUCCUAUAUUGGACUAUGCAG
Molecule: messenger RNA, 758 nt
Organism: Nezara viridula (southern green stink bug)
Lineage: Eukaryota; Metazoa; Arthropoda; Insecta; Hemiptera; Pentatomidae
Source: the annotation of a GenBank genome assembly